GGAGGGUGGAGCAAAAGGGGGAGGUGAGGAAAGCGGAUGAAGUAUUUGAAGCUUAUAUUGACAUACUGCUCUGCAGGCUCUUGUGAGAACAGUCAUGGACGGUGUGUUGGACGGAGCGGUGGUGUUGUCUGCCUGUAAGCUGGUCUGCAGUCUCCUCUUCCUGCCGUCUCUGGUUGCGUCCCACAGUCCCGUCAGCUUCUGCUGCUGUUCCCUCUUGAUCUUCACAGACUUCCUGGUCACAGCUUCCCUGAGUUUCCUCCGCGCCUUGAAGUUCUGGCUGACUGAGCUGAACCCAUCGGCAGACGUCAUAGCCCUGCGGUUCCUGCUCUUCCUCAGCCACACCUAUGGAGCGGCGCUGCUCCUGACCACGUUUCUGAUAGCCAUGGAAACCCUGAUCCGAGUGCUGUGGCCUCAUGCGGCAGCUGCUGCGGGGACGGCGGACCGUGAUGGGGAGGCGGAAGAGGACGGCAGCGUCUCAGAGGAAGGCGACAGCUUGCCACAGGUGGUCGGUUUCUUCUGCUGCCUGUCGCUGUGGAUCGCCGUGGCCUUCAGCGUCAGGUGGCAUGUGAAGCUGGAGGAAGGGUGGACCGCUGCUUGUUUGGACGCAACAGACUCUCUGGUCAGAUGUCUGCCUAACUUUUUCAGUGCCAUGCAAAGCGUCACGAAUCCCUGCUGGAGCGUGGCCUUCCUAAUCCUGCUCGGGCUCUUGCUGUCCGUCAACGCAGUCCAGCAGAGAAGAAACCAGAGCCCUGCGGAACCGAAGAGCAUACAGGCCUUGCAUAGAGCUACGCCCGCAACCGUCAAGCUAGCGCAUCCGGAGAUGUUUAUGGCAAAGUGUGUCGACAGAGACUGUGUCCUCGUCUCCCAUGACUGUUUGCCUGAAAAAAGGGGAAGACAGGAGCUCAAGAGGGCACAGAGACAUGUUUUGCUGCCUUUUAUCAGAGAGCAGCACAUAGAUUGUAAUCAAACGAGCCGGUGGCAACUGUGGCGUUUUCCGAGCCUGGAGGAGAACGCAACAAUAGGUUAUUUUAGCAUCCUUUGCAUUUUCAUGCUACCCUUCUACCUGAGCGUGAAUAUUCUUCUAAUCAGGACUAUAGACGCUCUGCUGCAGGGUUGCAUCAAGUCUUUACAUUCAUAUGCAGCCAACAGGAGAGACUCACCAGCCCCUCGAAGAGUAACACAGGUAUAAAAAAAAAACAAAGCAAGACUGAUGAGUGUUUGCAACGGAGCCAUGAAGAAUGACGCCAGUGUACAGAUGGCUGUUUUACCUGUUAACACUGCUUUGACAGGAGCGUAAACACACCCUUCCAGGCAGCUAUUCCCUUGAUGGGAGUAAUAUUUGGGAAAGGGCAGAAAGGGGUUCAGAGGGGGCAGGUCAGGGCGUGCUUGCAGAGAGACUACAACUACACCUGGCACUUUUUAAACUCCACAGCGCAUCGGUUUCCUCAAACGUUUGUCUUUACACAGAACGACAGCUGAUGUGAAAUUAAUCCCGGGGCAAACAGCGUCCUGAAAGGCGUAACUUAAAGUCUGCUGAUGGUGCCUGACUCAGUGGGGGCAAACGGAUGGAGUUUUUCUUUCUGUUGAGUCAUUCAGAUUAAGAUUACAUACGUGUUUCUGUAUGUGGUGAUUUACAAUAGUAUUCAUGCCUCUUUUUGACAUUUGCCUCAAUACAACCACAAACCGUAUUAUAGUUGAUUGGAAUGAUAAGUUACAGACCAACGCAAAGUUCUGCAGAUAUAUGAAGAAAAAAUUCAAAUGGGGAGUUGUUGUUUUUUAACGUUUUCAUCCAAUAAAAGUCUGAAAAGUGUGACAUGCAUCUUUAUCC
Molecule: messenger RNA, 1828 nt
Organism: Fundulus heteroclitus (mummichog)
Lineage: Eukaryota; Metazoa; Chordata; Actinopteri; Cyprinodontiformes; Fundulidae
Exons: 3
Coding region: 95-1189 (364 amino acids)
Source: RefSeq, a predicted model, not a curated record